AUGGCAGCAGAAGGGCAUAAUGUGGAUGCAAAUUUGAUGGCCAUUGAACGUGAUCAUGGGCACUAUUUUGUAAGAAAAACUUGCGGUAAACCAGCAUAUUGUCAUCACUGUUGCGAAAAAAUAUGGGGAAUGUUGACUCAAGUUUAUGUCUGUGAAGUAUGUAACUUUGUUUGUCACGAUCGGUGUCUAAAAACUGUGGUAUCCUACUGCAGUAGUGUCGCUCUUCAACUAAUUAAGAAUCCGGUAGCUCAUACGUGGUCUGAACCAAGUCAUAUCAAAAAAAAGUUUUGUUGUGUAUGCCGUAAACGAACAGAAGAAAGUUUAUCUAUUGAAUGUGAAGUUUGUGAUUAUUAUGUACACGUAGAUUGUCAAGAUUUAGCUGUCAGUGACUGCAAGGAAGCAGCAACCUUUGUGCCAAAUUUAGACAAAAACUCUCAGAUUCAACAUCAUCACAUGAGAGAAUGUAAUUUACCUCGGGAUUCGCGUUGUAUUGUCUGCAAAAAGAAUUGUUCCUCCUAUGAAUGCCUUGCUGGUAUGAAGUGUGCUUGGUGCGCUGCCACGGCACACGCUGUCUGCUACCGUCAAAUGCCGCCUGAAUGUGAUUUUGGAGCUUUAAGAAAGAUAAUGUUACCUCCAUAUGCAGUUACCAUACCACGUAACGAACUGCCAAUGGAACAGCUGUUGAAUAUACAUGUCACACAGGCGGAGCCUGCAACUCCUACAUCGGGGGCUUCUACCAAACCCGUACUGGAAGAAAUACCGUCACUGGAUGAUUCCAGAGAUGACACAGAGACCUUGUGCGUUUUUGAUGGUAAUAGCUCCUUGAGACAUCAAGUGUUUAGGACAGCAACAAUACCAAAAACAGCUUCUGUACAGCAAAUCAAAAGAGUAAUGAACCGUUUCCAGGAGGUUGCAAUGCGUCGAUUCCACAUUACAGACAAUCCCGAAUUGUAUUACAUAUCGCAAAUUCUAACCGAUGAAGGCGAGGAAGAAGUGUUGGAAGAUCCGGUACCACUCCGAAACGUGAAAAGACCUGAAGGUAGACGUGCAAGGAUAUUCCUUCGUUACAAGGAUGAUCCUGAGAAAGUUUCCGUCAAAAUAUAUGGAGGAUGGCUGAGGGUACCGACAACAUUUUGCACUUUGGUUGUUACUCGAGAAACUUUGGUACAGGAUGCUAUCGCUGAAGCACUCGAACAGUUUGGGCUUGACCCAACAAUUGCUAAUCGCUAUAACUUGGUAGAAGUGUCUCUUGAGAGAGGUGUUGCGGAAAGAACAGCAAACCCUCAAGAGAACAUGUUGCAGUUAGUUCGCAACCUUCGAAAGGAUUCUCUGCGUCGUUAUCAUGUGGUCAGGUUUUAUGUUCAAGAAAAAGAAGAUCCACACGAUCACGCUGUCUUUGUUGGUAAUUUACCGGUAUCAUUAGCUCAACGACAGUACGAGCGAAUUCUGUUGAGAUUAUUAGGUGCCAAAGGUGAAAAACCAUUUACCGCUAUUGGUCCAAUUUAUUUUGAAUACGGUUCUCUGGUAAUAACAUUUAAUUCGGCGAAGGCAGCGACAUCUGCGGUUCAACGGCUUCAAAAUUCUGUAUAUGAAGACAAGAAGCUCAUUGUUCUUUGUUUACCUAAUGUUCAGCCGCGGAUGUUACACAGUGACUGUGAACCACUGUUAGUAUUAGUUAAUGUUAAAAGCGGUGGUUGUCAAGGUGUUGAACUGAUCAAGUCGUUUCGACGUUUGCUCAAUCCGUUUCAAGUCUUUGAUGUUGUUAAAGGAGGUCCAUUAGUCGGGUUAUAUGUUUUUCGAAAUAUUCCCAAAUAUAAAAUUCUUGUUUGUGGUGGCGAUGGAACAAUUGGCUGGGUAUUGCAGUGCUUAGAUAUUGUAAAGCAGGAUUCUGCUUGUUUUUCUCCCCCUUGUGGUAUAGUUCCACUGGGUACCGGCAAUGAUCUGUCGCGGGUUUUACGUUGGGGUGGUGGCUAUACUGGUGAGGAAAAUCCUAUGGAUAUUCUUAAAGAUGUUAUUGAAGCGGAAGAAGUUCGCUUGGACAGGUGGGCUGUUGUUUUUCACGAGGAAGAACGUUCUCAACCACCAACUACGAGCGGAAGUGAAGCAUGUGCUGAACGAGAUCAAAUGAUGAACAAUCCGGAAGACCAAACGUCGAUGAUCAUAAUGAACAAUUAUUUCGGAAUUGGCAUUGAUGCAGAUGUCUGUUUGAAGUUUCACAACAAGCGGGAUGCAAAUCCGGAAAAGUUCAGCUCACGUUUGUUUAAUAAAACGCAAUAUGUUAAAAUCGGUCUCCAAAAGGCCUUUUUUGAAAGAACCUGCAAAGACCUGUGGAAGAGAAUUGAGCUCGAAGUUGAUGGGAAGGAGAUUGAACUACCAAAUAUUGAAGGAAUUGUUGUUCUCAAUUUGUUAAGUUGGGGAAGUGGUGCAAAUCCAUGGGGGACAGCAAAAGAAGAGGGUCAGUUUCAAAAGCCGACUCAUUACGAUGGCCUUCUUGAAGUAGUUGGCAUUUCGGAUGUUUCUCGACUAGGUUUAAUCCAGUCCAAACUUUCAGCAGGAAUUCGUAUUGCACAAGGUGGAAGUAUAAGGAUAACUACUCAUGAGGAGUGGCCGGUCCAAGUUGAUGGUGAACCGCAUAUUCAGCCGCCUGGAACUAUUACUAUUCUUAAGUCCGCUCUUAAGGCAAAAAUGCUUAAAAAAGUUAAAAAAUCUCGUCGAUUUGGUGGUGGACAACAAUCAGCAAAUCGAGUUUCACAGAAUGAAGGCUCACCAGCAACAUAUGGCGUUCAUCCGGCCGGACCUCCGAUAGCUGAAUCAGAGUUGGGACGAAAAUCAGCGUCUGAUGAAGCACAUAGUGCGGCAAACGAAGACGAUGAGGAAGGUGAUGCGUUUUUAUAA
Enterobius vermicularis (human pinworm) is the source of this 2895-nucleotide messenger RNA. The record is from the annotation of a GenBank genome assembly. Lineage: Eukaryota; Metazoa; Nematoda; Chromadorea; Rhabditida; Oxyuridae.